AAGUCACGACUCACGACCACUUUGUGACCGGUCGCUAUUGACCAACCGUUUAUUUCCGACGGUCUUGCUGCCAUUUCCGACGGAUUAAGCGGUCGCUAAUGGUUUUAAAACCCUAACUUCAAUCGACUAUGCAGUCGAACACUAUUCUUUUACUUACAAUCUGAAACAAACAGAGAGAAGAAUCCCGCUGUAACCGCACUUGCUACCACCGCCGUCGUCUGCUUCCAUCUUAGAAUUUGAAGAAAUUUUGGAGUUGUUAUCAUGAAGCGAAGAGAUCGUAGUUGGAUGUAUGAUAGAGUUGUUGGACGUUCUCUUAAGCCUGAGUUUGUUAAUGGAGUUCAGGAAUUUAUUGAAUAUGUCAAACUACAAGAAGAAUAUAAACCUGGAACUGUUAGAUGUCCUUGUCUUAAGUGUAAAAACAUGCGUUUCGUAGAUGUGGAAACAAUGAGAGAACAUUUGUAUAAAAAAGGCUUUUCUCCUCAUUAUUAUAUCUGGUUAUGUCAUGGGGAAAGGGAGACUUGUAGUACUGAUGAUCCACGGCUUCGCCAGGGGCGACCGAGUACUUCUGGAGACAGGGUGAUUGGUGCAUCUGGUUCGAGUCAGAAAAAUGUCGUUCGUAGUAAGAGUCAGUAUGUGGAAGAGGAGCCAAAUGAUGAAGCUAAGAUGUUUUUUAAGUUACUUAAGGAUGCUGAGAAGCCGUUGUAUGAAGGGAGUAAGAUGUCGCUGUUGGAAAUGGCGUCAAGGACUGCAUCUGUGAAGUCUGAAUGCAACUUAUCACAAGGUUUUGUUGAUGGAUUUACUUCUUUGAUGAAUGAAGUUCAUCCAGAGAAUAACUUAUUGAGUAAAAGUUUAUAUGAUACAAAGAAGGUGCUCAAAGGUUUGCAACUUCCGCAUGAGAAGAUACAUACAUGCCCACAUGGUUGUAUGCUAUUCUGGAAGGCUAAUGCUCACCUGGAUAAAUGUAGUGUUUGUGGAAAAGAUCGAUAUAAGAAGACAUCAAGAGGUAAGCUCAUUCCUGUGAAAGUGUUAAUUUAUUUUCCGAUCACUCCAAGAUUGCAAAGGUUGUUUGCCACUAAAAACAUUGCUGAGCAAAUGACAUGGCACAACAAAAACCAUCGUGUUAGGGGUACCAUGGCACAUCCAAGUGACGGGGAGGCCUGGAAGCACUUCAACACCACUUACUCUGAUUUUGCAGCUGAACCUCGGAAUGUUCGCCUCGGAUUGUGCACGGAUGAACUCACACCAUAUACUAGAUCCAGGGGAAAGUAUUCUUGUUGGCCAAUACUUCUUACUCCGUAUAACUUACCUCCAUCGAUGUGUAUGAAGAAGCCUUAUAUGUUUCUUUCAUUGAUUGUUCCUGGUCCAAAGAAUCCAAAAGAAAAUAUGGAUAUUUAUAUGCAGCCCUUGAUUGAUGAGUUGAAGCAAUUGUGGGAGACAGGCGUUGUAACAUAUGAUAUUUCAAAAAAACAGAAUUUCAAUCUGCGAGCUGCACUUCUGUGGACAAUAAGUGACUUUCUAGCAUAUGACAUGCUAUCUGGAUGGUCAACUUCUGGUAAUAAGCCAUGUCCUUAUUGUAUGGAUAAGGGUAAAUGUUUUCGGCUCAAGCAUAGUGGUAAGGUUUCUUGGUUUGAUUGCCAUCGCCAGUUUUUACAACAUGAUCAUCCUUUUCGAAAGAAUAAAAUAUCAUUUUUCAAGAAUAGGGUGGAAGAUGGAGUACCUCCACCUAGGUUGUCUGGGCAAGAGGUGUGGAAUCAUGUUUCAAGUUUGCCAAAGUCAAAAGAAGGUCCUGCAUCUCUUAAAUGUUUGAAGAAAGAGAAAAGGGGGUGGAGUAGACAAAGUAUCUUCUGGGAGCUUCCUUAUUGGAAGAACUUGCUGAUUCGUCACAAUUUAGAUGUAAUGAACAUCGAAAAUAGCUUUUUUUGUCAGCUUAUAAAUACAAUUAUGGAUGUUAAGGGCCAAACUUCGGACAACAUUAAUGCAAGGUUAGAUUUGAAACUUUAUUGUAGGCGUCGAGAGUUAGAGCUUCUUGAUGAGACGAGUGGUGUUCAUAGCAUGCCAAGAGCCCCUUUUGUGUUAGACAAGGCUCAAAGAAAGGUCUUAUGUGAAUGGGUAAAGAAGUUGAAGUUUCCAGAUGGAUUUGCAUCAAACUUGAGUAGAUGUGUUGAUCUUCAAGCAUGUAAGUUCUCAAGGUUGAAAAGUUAUGAUUGUCAUGUAUUCAUGAACAGAUUAUUGCCAGUAGCCUUAAAGGAGUUACUCCCCCUCCACGUUUGGGAAGCGGUAACUGAGCUUAGCCAAUUUUUCCGAGACUUGAGCUCCUCAACUAUCCAAGUUAAAGACAUGGAUCGUUUGGAGAAAAAUAUACCACAAAUUCUUUGUAAGUUAGAAAAGAUUUUUCCGCCUUCAUUCUUCAACACUAUGGAGCAUCUUCCAAUUCACUUGCCUUAUGAGGCAAAAGUAGGUGGACCGGUUCAAUAUAGGUGGAUGUAUCCUUUUAAAAGGUUUCUCAAUCAUUUGAAGCAUAAGUUUGGCAGUGAGGCACGUCUAGAGGUAGCUAUAUGCAAUGCUUACUUAACUGAAGAGACUGCAAACUUUUGUUCCAAUUAUCUUAAGUUAGAAGUUGAUACAAAAGAUGGGGAAUUGGGUCAAAAUGUUACUUCAAGUGCUGCUAAUCAAAGCGACCCAGAUGUGCCUGAAUUAUUUCGACUUAAUAUGGGACAUGCCUCCAGUGAAGAUUGUCUACGAUUUCUGCAAGAUAAGGAAUACGAUCGUGCCCAUCUUUGUGUCCUUGCAAAUUGUGGUAUCUUGAAUGAUUAUGAAAGGAAAUUCAAGGAACAUAUCAUCCAAAUCAACCCUUCAAUUUCAUUGCAAAAUGUUUGGACCAGAUAUGAACAUCAAUUUCCAGAUUGGUUCAAAACUCAUGUUUUGAGAUCAUUGACAAGCAAUGAUGUUGUUCGAGCACUAGCAAUGGGGCCAUCUAGACAAGUGAGGACAUGGAAUCAAUACGAUGUCAAUGGAUUCAAUUUUCAUACUUUUGAGUACGGUCAACACGAGUCAUCAAUGAAUUAUGGUGUUUGGGUUAAAAACCAUGAGGGAUUGUAUAAGUUCGGUAUAUUGGAGGACGUCGUUGAGUUGGUGUAUUUGGGUGAUCUUGGUGUCUACAAGACGAUAUUGUUCAAGUGCGAUUGGAUGGAUUCAUUCAACGGCAUGAACAUUCAUAAACAAUACAAACUCGUUGAAGUAAACCCUUCGAAGAAGUUCCCAAAGUAUGAUCCAUUUGUAUUGUCACAUCAAGUACAUCAAGUGUAUUAUGCACCUUAUCCAAGCCUAAAACCGGAUAGAAUUCAAUGGUGUGCAGUGUUUAAAACCAAAGCAAAGUCAUCAACUAUUGAUACUCCAACAGACAUAAAUUUUUUUCAAGAGGAAUUCAUUAUGGAUCCCCCAACUCUAUGUGCUCCUGAAGAUGGUUUAGAUUAUCAGCUCGUUGAUAAUGAGGAUUGCGAUGAAGCAGAUUGUGAAGAUGUAGAGGAAGAGCAAGAGGAAGAUGAAGAGGAUGAAGAGGAUUACGACAAUGGUGACUAUUAUGAUGAUGAUUAUGACGAUGAAGAUGAUUUAGGCGUUAUCUAGGCAGUUUAUGUAACGUAGAUGAACAAAUAUGGUAAAGGUAAACUAUCCAUUGUGCUUAUUAUUUAUGUCCUAAGUAUGUAGUUAUUGUUGAUUUGAAUGUUUAAUUACCAUGAGUGAUGCUUGUUUUAUUAAUCCAUAUUCCUUUUUAUGUUUGCGAAA
Molecule: messenger RNA, 3783 nt
Organism: Beta vulgaris subsp. vulgaris (sugar beet)
Lineage: Eukaryota; Viridiplantae; Streptophyta; Magnoliopsida; Caryophyllales; Amaranthaceae
Exons: 5
Coding region: 262-3624 (1120 amino acids)
Source: RefSeq, a predicted model, not a curated record